GCCACCAUGCCAGGCUAAUUUUGAAUUUCCUUGUACAGAUGGGCUUGGUGGUGCACACCUAUAGUCCCAGGUUCCUGUAGGCACCUAUAGUGCCUGGUACCUAUAGUCCCAGCUAUGUUGACCAGGCUGGCCUCAUACUCCUGGGCUCAAGCAGUCUGCCCACCUCAGCUUCCUAAAGUGCUAGGAUUACUGGUGUGAGCCACUGCUCCUGGCCCUUCCUUAUUUUUGAUGGAACCUAAAACAUGAUGGUGUGAUUCUGCAUGGAACUAUUCAGGCAGAAGAGUAAACACAACAUCGUAAUUGAUGCUGACAAACAGUAAAGGGAACAAACAGCACUUCUGUCUUAAAACACAGCCACAUUGAGCUGUUGCUGAAGUUUACUAUACAACUGGGAGAUGAACUGAAGUUAUUUAGUUAAGCGAACCAUUUAGAUAAACGAUCAAUCUUACUAUUCUGGCUAAAUUAUUGGGCCUAAAGAAGAUAAUUGUUAGCAUUCUAAGUUUCUGUGUAGAUUCUUUAAUGCUAGCUUUGAAAUGCAAUCACAUUUCAGUGGAAAUAGAGGCAUAACCUAAAUUUCUAACCAAUUAAAAAAUACUUAAGUGGUAGGCAUGAGUGGGUAGAAGGAUAUUUAGCCAAACAAUCCUUACUGGGGGAAAAUAGGUAGGUAGAAUUCUAGCCAAUACUUCAAAAAUGUGGAAGUAUUUACACAAAGUAGUCCUUAGUUGGGGGAUGCUAGAGUACACUUAUUAAAUUUGCUUUUGGCGCAGAGGCCCACGCCUAUAAUCCCAACACUUUGGAAGGCCAAAGUGGGAGGAUCUUUUGAGGUCAGGAGUUUGAGACCAGCCUACGGAAGACAACCAGACCCUGCAUCUACAAAACAACAACAACAAAAAUCUAGCCAGGCCUAGUGAUGCAUAUCUAUAGUCCCAGCUAUCCUGGGACUACCCUGGGAGGCUGAUGCCAGAGGAGCCUUUGAGUUCAAAGAUGCAGUGAGCUGUGAUUGGCCAUUGCAUUCCAGCCUGGUCAAGAGAGCAAGACCUUGUCUCUACAAACAGGAAAAAAUUUUUUGCUUUAUUUUGAAAUGGUUUUAUACUAGUUAGCGCUGAUAAAAGUAUCCGGGUCUAAAGGAAAAUUAGGAAGGAAAGAGUUUCAAAGGAAAAGGGGUCAAAAUAUAAAUGAUGUUUAUAAAUCUUUGCAUUAGAUCUAGAUGAUGAAAGGUUUUUGUCUCAGGUACAAGGAUGACCAUAUGUAUAUGCAGUUAAUAUCAUGAUUAAUCCCCAAAGCUUUCUCAUUAGGUAACAACUAAGGAAAUGUUAAUAGGUUAAAGUUUUGAAUGUUAAAUUCUUAAUAUGUAGCAAAUUAGUAUAUUAUGAAAAGAGUUCUUAAGUUUAAUGAAAGCAGCUUCCCACUGCCUGUACUUGUUCAACCUGCAGUAUUCUUUAAUUGCAUGGUUCCUAAUUGAUUAGGAAUGCAAGUCCUAGAACACAGUUAUAUUUUAAGUGCCGACUUGAGCUCUUCAGGAUAUAAAAUGUAACAUUCUGCAUAUUUAUGAUGUAAUAUUUAAUAUGAAACCAUAGAACAUAUGAGAUUUAAAAGUUGCCAAUGGGUAUUAAAACCCCUUUUGUUAUGAGUAGUGAUUAGUAAAAAUAUAUUUCAAAAUACCUCUGUAUUAAAUAAUACGCUAAUAUUCAUAAAGUUGGUAUCACUAUGAAAUUUGGCUGUGACUUACACAUCUUCAGUUCUUUUUUUUUAAUGGGCCAGUAUCUGUAUUAAGUAAAAACCUAAUUUAGGGGUAGCUACCUCCUAUUUUCAUAUCAUCCUAAAUGCAGUGUCUACAGAGCUUAUGUUCAAGUCUUUAAUAGUGUGUUUGUGAUGUGUUCUGAACAGAGAUUUCAAAGUAAAUAUAAAAGAAAUAUGUAAGAUGCAUCUAAGCAAUUAUUAGAAAAUCUGAAAUCACUAAGGAAGAGGCCAAGGAAUUCUUAUAAAUCAAAUAAAUAAUGUAAGAUACCACCUAUUUGAAAUCUGUUUCAGUUGCCAUUUUGAGCUACAUGGUUGAAACAGUUGGAAAGAUUGAGACCUUGACGUUGUUGUAAUACUUUUAAGGAAGGUGAAGUACAUUGCAGAUACACAGUGCACAUAUUAGAUAUUCAUUCUAAAAACUUCUAAUUUACAGACCUGAGAAGAAGCCAGUAAGUCAGGUACCAUAAAUAAUGGAUUCUUUGAAACUGGCUCUUCAGAAGAGGUGAUUGCAGGAGUGUGAAGCUGGCUCUGAGGUUAAAUCUUUAUGAGUAAGGAAUACCUUUACUUUGAGGUAUUAAUGGCUCAGCUCUGGGAUAUGAAACUAUUGAAGUAUUUUUAAGCAAUCAGCAUUCGAAUCAAAGAGUGAGAUAUAAUCUGACCUCUUAAAAUCACAAAAUCAGCCUGGGCAUUAGAUAAUGCCUUUCAGUUUAAUCACCCGCUGCUUAGAUUCUGGAAAAUGUUGCUGUAUAAAACACAAAGUAUGAAUAGAAGUAUAUGGUAACUGACAAACUUCCUUUUGUUAUAUAGUGUGGUAACAUGAUUAGAACAUUAGAAUAGUAACGGCACGAUUGUGACUUUGGUCCCAGUUUGUGAUUUGGGGCCUCAGUUUCUUUACAUUUUUAAAAGAGUGGACUAAACAAAGGUUAUUCUUUCAAAAGACCCUUUACUACGUGUCCUUGUCUACGUUGCCAAAAUAUUGGACUUGUCCAUGACCAUACAGGUGGGGAUGAAGGCCAUUAUUUGGAUUAUUUUUCUCAAGAAUUUCCAGCAAUAUGUUCUUUGUAGAUAAAGAAUUACAUAUUUGUAGAGCUCUAAGCGCUCUUAAAGCUUUUGCCCAACUCCUUCCUUUCCUAAAGGAAACAGAAGCUACAGAAGUAGCCUCUCUGUUAUUACCUAGCAGCAACCUCCUGUCUUUAAAGAUUUAAACUAAACACAUUUUACAUUUUAAUGAAUUUAAUUUACAAUGUGAUGUCCAGUAUUGGGAUUGCAUACUAUGUCUUAAAACUUCUGAGAACUGUUAGCUCUGAUAAAUCAAAUUUCUUGUUGGGAUUAAGACUGCAAGUUAAAAAAAAAAAAGAACCUUAGUUUGGAGGAACCUUAAAGGUCAUGUCAACUGAAAAAAUAGGAAAUGAAUGGGUAGUGAACGACAUGAACAUGCUAACAGAGAUUGCUUUCCCCAGGUGGAGAGACUCCACAGUCUGGCAGGGACUUUUUGCCCUAUUAAAAAAUAUAGCUAACACCCGUUUGGUGUUCUCUUUGGAUGACAAGAGGGAUCUGUCCUUUUAGUGUCUUCUCCCCCAACCCCCUCACACCUGUGAGGGUUCUUUGACGUUGAGCGUGCACAACCUGCUGCCAGUCCGCGGUUCCCAAGUGCCCGCUCCGCCAGCUCUCAGGGGAGUUGUGCGCGGUGGCUACAGCCUGUUGAUCCCAUUUCCUCCUGCUCUAGUGCGGGCUAGGGAGUGGCUCUGCCAGGACUUCCAAGGCUUUUUGUCUUGGUUAUUGGUGUUCUCAGGGCCGGAGUGUAUUGUUUUCUUCCAGGCAGUCUGGGUUAGCGCCUCAGCUUAGACAGUUCUUGUGAAUUCUGUCGUCUUGGGCUGCGUGUAGUCCCUUGUUUCUGUGCUUGCUUCACGCCCUGCCCAGUUUCCUGUAGCCGAUGGGGAUGGCUCUUUCUGGACGAAAAGUGCUCAGAGUGGAGCUGAACCUCCCGGAAAAUGCUCUUCUCUUCCGUGUGCGCCGGAUGGGGGUGGGGGUGGGCCACAAACUCAAUGCCGCUGUCGGGAGAGCUAAGAGGACCUGACUCCCGGGCGGAGGCGGGAGAGGAGUCGGAGAGGAUGGCUGGGGCCGGAGGCCAGCACCACCCUCCGGGCGCUGCUGGAGGAGCAGCCGCCGGGGCCGGCGCCGCGGUCACCGCCGCUGCUGCCUCGGCGGGGCCGGGAGAGGAUUCUUCUGACAGCGAAGCGGAGCAAGAGGGACCCCAGAAACUGAUCCGCAAGGUGUCCACCUCGGGGCAGAUCCGGACCAAGACCAGUAUUAAAGAGGGACAGCUACUGAAGCAAACCAGUUCUUUCCAAAGGUGGAAAAAGCGAUACUUCAAACUUCGAGGCCGCACCCUUUACUAUGCAAAGGACUCAAAGUCUCUGAUAUUUGAUGAAGUUGACCUCUCAGAUGCUAGUGUAGCUGAAGCAAGCACGAAAAAUGCUAACAACAGCUUCACGAUCAUCACUCCAUUCAGAAGGCUAAUGCUGUGUGCUGAGAACAGAAAGGAGAUGGAAGAUUGGAUCAGCUCACUGAAGUCUGUACAGACCAGAGAACCUUAUGAGGUGGCCCAGUUUAAUGUGGAACAUUUCUCAGGGAUGCACAACUGGUACGCCUGCUCCCAUGCCCGACCCACCUUCUGUAACGUGUGCAGAGAAAGUCUUUCUGGAGUCACCUCCCACGGCCUGUCCUGCGAAGUGUGUAAAUUCAAGGCUCACAAAAGAUGUGCAGUGAGAGCAACAAAUAACUGUAAAUGGACUACCCUGGCCUCCAUCGGGAAGGAUAUUAUAGAAGACGAAGAUGGCCUCGCGAUGCCUCACCAGUGGCUCGAGGGCAACCUGCCUGUGAGUGCCAAGUGUGCCGUCUGCGACAAAACAUGUGGCAGUGUUCUCCGUCUACAGGAUUGGAAAUGCCUUUGGUGUAAGACAAUGGUACACACUGCCUGCAAAGAUUUAUACCAUCCAAUAUGUCCACUUGGCCAAUGUAAAGUAUCUAUCAUACCUCCAAUUGCGCUAAACAGCACCGAUUCCGAUGGUUUCUGUAGAGCAACGUUUUCCUUCUGUGUUAGUCCUCUGUUGGUUUUUGUCAAUUCUAAGAGUGGAGAUAAUCAGGGAGUAAAGUUCCUUCGUCGCUUUAAACAGUUGCUAAAUCCGGCUCAGGUGUUUGAUUUAAUGAAUGGAGGUCCUCAUUUAGGUUUAAGAUUAUUUCAGAAGUUUGACAAUUUCCGGAUUCUUGUUUGUGGAGGCGAUGGAAGUGUAGGUUGGGUUUUGUCAGAAAUUGAUAAGCUCAACUUGAAUAAACAGUGUCAGCUGGGAGUGUUGCCGUUGGGUACAGGAAAUGACCUUGCACGAGUUCUUGGCUGGGGAGGUUCAUAUGAUGAUGACACCCAACUUCCUCAGAUCCUAGAGAAAUUGGAACGAGCCAGUACCAAAAUGUUGGACAGGUGGAGUAUAAUGACAUAUGAACUCAAAUUGCCACCAAAAGCUUCCCUACUUCCAGGACCUCCAGAAGCAUCUGAAGAAUUUUAUAUGACAAUUUAUGAAGACUCAGUUGCAACGCAUCUUACAAAAAUCCUCAAUUCUGAUGAACAAGCAGUGGUCAUAUCAUCUGCCAAGACACUAUGUGAAACUGUGAAGGACUUCGUUGCCAAAGUAGAGAAGACGUACGACAAAACCUUGGAAAAUGCGGUUGUAGCUGAUGCCGUGGCCAGUAAAUGUUCAGUCCUCAACGAGAAGCUUGAACAACUGCUGCAGGCUUUGCACACAGAUUCUGAGGCUGCACAUGUUCUCCCAGGCCUCAGCCCUCUCAUUGUGGAAGAAGAUGCUGUGGAAUCAUCCAGUGAAGAGUCCCUUGGUGAAAGCAAAGAACAGCUCGUGGAUGACGUUACAAAACCAUCCUCCCAGAAAGCCGUCAAACCGAGGGAAAUCAUGUUGCGGGCAAAUAGUUUAAAGAAAGCAGUGAGGCAAGUCAUUGAGGAAGCUGGAAAAGUUAUGGAUGACCCGACAGUUCACCCUUGUGAACCAGCUAAUCAGUCCUCUGAUUACGACAGCACAGAAACAGAUGAGUCUAAGGAGGAAACUAAAGAGGAUGGUGCCAAAGAAUCAUUAACUGUUAAAACUGCACCUCGGUCUCCAGAUGCCCGGGCAAGUCAUGGCCAUUCUCAACCUGAUUCUCUCCCUGGUCCAGCUGUGGCAGCCAGCAAAGAAAACCUCCCUGUGCUCAAUACCAGAAUAAUAUGCCCAGGUUUAAGAGCAGGACUAGCUGCCUCAAUUGCUGGGAGUUCAAUUAUCAACAAAAUGUUACUAGCAAACAUUGACCCUUUUGGUGCCACCCCAUUUAUUGAUCCAGAUCCAGAUUCCGUAGAUGGAUAUUCAGAAAAAUGUGUCAUGAACAAUUACUUUGGGAUUGGAUUAGAUGCAAAAAUUUCAUUAGAAUUUAACAAUAAAAGAGAGGAGCACCCUGAAAAAUGCAGGAGCCGAACUAAAAACUUGAUGUGGUAUGGAGUCCUUGGAACCCGGGAGUUACUACAGAGAUCAUACAAGAAUUUAGAACAAAGGGUUCAACUCGAGUGUGAUGGGCAGUAUAUUCCUCUUCCCAGCUUGCAAGGCAUAGCCGUGUUGAACAUCCCCAGCUAUGCCGGAGGGACUAACUUUUGGGGUGGAACUAAAGAGGAUGAUAUAUUUGCUGCACCAUCAUUUGAUGACAAGAUCCUGGAAGUUGUAGCAAUAUUUGAUAGCAUGCAAAUGGCAGUUUCAAGGGUCAUUAAGCUGCAGCAUCAUCGAAUAGCCCAGUGCCGUACAGUAAAAAUCACUAUAUUUGGCGAUGAAGGAGUCCCAGUGCAAGUGGAUGGUGAAGCAUGGGUUCAGCCUCCAGGGAUUAUUAAAAUUGUGCACAAAAACAGAGCACAAAUGCUAACAAGGGACAGAGCCUUUGAGAGCACUCUGAAAUCUUGGGAAGAUAAGCAGAAGUGUGAUUCUGGUAAACCAGUUCUCCGAACCCACUUGUACAUCCAUCAUGCCAUUGACUUGGCAACAGAAGAGGUGUUACAGAUGCAGCUGUGCUCCCAGGCUGCAGAGGAGCUCAUUACUAGAAUUUGUGACGCAGCCACAAUUCACUGUCUUUUGGAGCAAGAGCUGGCCCAUGCUGUGAAUGCCUGCUCCCAUGCCCUGAAUAAAGCCAACCCAAGGUGCCCGGAGAGUCUUACAAGAGAUACCGCCACCGAAAUAGCCAUCAAUGUGAAGGCACUGUAUAAUGAAACAGAAUCUUUGCUAGUUGGCAGGGUUCCUUUGCAGCUGGAAUCACCACAUGAAGAGCGCGUAUCCAAUGCCCUACACUCUGUGGAGGUGGAAUUACAGAAACUAACAGAGAUUCCGUGGCUUUAUUAUAUCUUACACCCAAAUGAGGAUGAGGAACCUCCUAUCGAUUGCACCAAAAGAAGCAACAGAAGCACAGUAUUUCGAAUAGUGCCAAAGUUUAAAAAGGAAAAGCUUCAGAAGCAGAAGACAAGUUCACAGCCUGUUCAGAAAUGGGGCACAGAGGAAGUUGCUGCUUGGCUGGAUCUGCUCAAUUUGGGAGAGUACAAAGAUAUCUUCAUCCGUCAUGACAUCAGAGGGGCUGAACUUUUGCAUCUGGAAAGACGAGAUCUUAAGGACCUGGGGAUACCGAAAGUGGGCCAUGUGAAGCGAAUUCUCCAGGGAAUUAAAGAGCUCGAAAGGAGCACUCCACAGUCGGAGGUGUGAUCAUAUUGGUGCUAUUCCUUGGAAGAGAAGUAAUUGCCACUUAAUACAAAGUCCUUAGAAGCAAGUGGCUGUCCUUGUACUUUUCUGCAUAGAUAAGUAAGCACCACUGAAGCACCUCUGUGGCUUGAUAUUUUGCUGUGGGUGAAAUUUUGAUUUGAGGUAUUAGAAAACAUUUUUGUGCCAAAAAAUACAUUCCACAAAGCCAUUUUCUUAUUGUGCAAACCUGACAUGUUCAAAUAUAUUCACCAAAGUAAUAAGGUAGGAGGAAUCUGAGAUGAUUGCAUUGUCUAAAAUGUGGAAUUGCAAAGUUCACUUUCCUUAGAUCUGGUCUGAUGGAAUGUUCUUACUGUGCAACUGCAUAACAAUAUGUGGUUAAAACUUCCAGGGUUUCAUUAUUGGAGGCAUUGGCCAUUUUCUUAAAAUCAUAGGUUAGGAGACUAAAAUAUAAAUUAAGUUGUGUUUUGAAUGUAGGUUGGUAUCACCUCCGACUCCUAGUGCUUAGUGGUCAAAGAAUAUGUCGAAAACCGGUCAGAUAUUAUGAAUGAAUGCAAAUCUUAAUGCACGAUGUUCCUGCCUGAAAUGUCUUUCUUUUUCUUGCAUGUCACAUCUAAUAUUGUAACACCUUAAUAGCUUUAAUGUCAGUUUUAAUGGGAUUUAAUUUAUUACUAAAGUACAUUUUUGUUGGCUAAGGGCACUGCACUUUUCUGUUUUUUAAUGUGGAAUUUUGUGUAAAUAUUCUGUACCUAAGACUUUGUGAACAUAUGUCUGUGCCAUAAUCAACAAAUGAUAUACAUUUUAUGCAGAUCAAUUUUAUUUCAAUCUGUCAUAAGCAGUAGGCGUGCACAUUAAGAAAAUUCUCUGGGUAUUUUCAUAAAAUUACAUGUUCCUUUACCUGACAAAUUUGUUGCAGCUUUCCAAACCAAAAUUUCCACAUUUUGUUUCUAAUUUUAAAUUUCAAUUUAAUAAUUAUUUAAUAUUCUAUUUGAAUUUAUAAUAGACUGUUGAUAUCCAGAAAUUCUCUGAGGUCCCAACUGAGAUUUAUAUACUGAUGGACAACCCAGACUUACCCACUGUCUACAAUGUCUUCUGACACGUACUUCCCAACAGAAGGGAUUUAAAUUUUUUUCUAGUUGCUAUUAUUAUCUCACUUAAUUCUUAAUUCCUGUCAGGUGGAUAUUAUUUUCCUUUUUCUAAACCACUCUACUUCACUGUAGCUUAUUAGAAGUCAACAUUACAAUGAUCAAAUCUUUGAAAGCCAAAGGCAUACGUAUCAAAAAGUUACAAAAAUAUCCUUAAAUAAGUUUUCUUUAGCCAUUAUAUACCAAAAUAUAAAUUAUAAUAUUUGAAAGUAUUAUAUGUAAGAGAAACAAAUAGGGUACUGACUCAGUGGUGGCAAUUUUCAUAAAGUAGCCUGCUAGGUGCUUAAUAGAUAUAUACACACACAGAUAUAUACAUAUACACAUAUGUGUAUAUAUACAUACAUACACAUAUACAUUUAUAUGUAUAUAUACACCUACAUAUAUAUAAUCUUGAGAUAUAGCAUCAUUGAUAUUUUCUGGACAAUUAUUUCCCCAGUGUUUAAAGAGAAAUACUAAUAGAGCAAUUAAAAUGAACUAUUGUCAGGCAUAUUAUUUAAUUACAUGAAAGGAGUUUAUUUGACGCUUUUGUUUAUAACUUGGGUAUUAAACUACUAAUAAAAAUCACAAAAUCUG
Messenger RNA from Sapajus apella (tufted capuchin), 9226 nucleotides. RefSeq names its product diacylglycerol kinase eta (gene DGKH). The transcript has 31 exons. The coding region runs from base 3732 to 7514 and encodes 1260 amino acids. Lineage: Eukaryota; Metazoa; Chordata; Mammalia; Primates; Cebidae. The record is from RefSeq and is a predicted model, not a curated record. Gene Ontology annotation, molecular function: ATP-dependent diacylglycerol kinase activity; protein binding. Gene Ontology annotation, biological process: intracellular signal transduction; lipid phosphorylation; diacylglycerol metabolic process.